Molecule: messenger RNA, 3279 nt
Organism: Penicillium diatomitis
Lineage: Eukaryota; Fungi; Ascomycota; Eurotiomycetes; Eurotiales; Aspergillaceae
Gene: ams1
Product: alpha-mannosidase
Exons: 2
Coding region: 1-3279 (1092 amino acids)
Biological process (GO): mannose metabolic process; oligosaccharide catabolic process
Cellular component (GO): fungal-type vacuole membrane
Molecular function (GO): carbohydrate binding; alpha-mannosidase activity
Source: RefSeq, a predicted model, not a curated record
AUGGGUGGAGAAGCUCCGCAUAUCGUCCCCACUCUGGCCUCGCGGUCGCUGCCACAGCUCGCAGAGCGUCCAGUUGGGCAGCGAAUCAAUCGAAUCUACACGGAACGCCUUCGCCAGUUCACUGCAAAUGGCCAGUACGAAGGACAGAAUCUAGUGUCCAAGUACUACGAGGCCGUGGUCUCCGACGAGGAGCACGUCAAGCUGUCCGUGUAUUCGGUCCCAGAUCUGGAGCGCCCGACCUUUGACGAUGCCACCUCCCAUGACUUCAGACCGACCAAGGUGGGCGAGUCGUUUGGCCCCAGCUGGUCCACUCAUUGGUUUCGAAUCCAUUUGACGGUGCCCUCUCACUUGCUCAAAAAAGAACGUUUGGAGUUUCACUGGGAUGCCAACAAUGAGGGAAUGGUCUGGACCAAGGAAGGACAUCCCUUACAAGGACUGACCGGUGGUGGAGAGCGAACUGAAUGGAUCCUCCCCGAUGCCUGGCGUGAUGGCGAGACUCACGUCUUCUACAUCGAAAUGGCAUGCAAUGGCAUGUUUGGUAACGCUCCGGGAGGGGAUUCUAUUCAGCCACCAAAUCCCAACAAAUACUACCAGCUCAGCAAGGCACAGAUUGUGGCUGUCAAUUUGGAGGCCCGGGCCCUCUACUAUGACUUUUGGAUCAUCGGGGAUGCUGCUCGUGAGUUUCCAGGUGAUUCUUGGGAAGCCCAUCAAGCCAAUGUGGUUGCCAACGCAAUGAUGGACGCUUUCAUUGCGGGCGAUGGGAGUCAAGAAUCAAUCAAGGAGGCCCGAAAAAUUGCACAGGAAUAUCUCGGUGACGCAGUGGAUUCAUCCGACGUCUACGCAGAAGAUACGGAUCCAUAUGUCUUCGCCAUUGGACAGUGUCACAUCGACACCUGCUGGCUUUGGCCAUGGGCAGAGACCAAGCGCAAGGUUGCGAGAUCGUGGUCCAACCAGUGCGACUUGAUGGAUCGUUAUCCAGAGCACCGAUUUGCUGUAUCACAAGCUCAGCAAUUCAAAUGGCUCGAGCAGUACUAUCCCUCCGUCUUUGACCGUGUGAAACGUUGGGUUCGCAAGGGCCACUUCCAGCCAAUUGGUGGCAGCUGGGUCGAGCACGAUACAAACAUGCCGAGCGGCGAGUCGCUUGUUCGCCAAUUCCUUUAUGGGCAGCGAUUCUUUGAGAGCCGAUUCGGCAAACGGGCGACUACCUUUUGGCUGCCAGACACAUUCGGCUAUUCGACGCAGAUUCCUCAAAUUUGCCGACUCGCUGGCAUGAGCCGUUUCUUUACACAGAAACUGAGCUGGAACAACAUCAACAAUUUUCCGCACACCACCUUCCAAUGGGUCGCGCUUGAUGGUAGUCAGGUCAUGUGCCACAUGCCUCCAUCAGAGACCUACACGGCCGAAGCUCAUUUCGGCGACGUUAAGCGCAGCAUCACGCAGCACAAGUCGAUGGACCAAGACAAGACCUCCCUGCUAGUUUUUGGCAAAGGAGAUGGUGGUGGUGGUCCAACUUUCGGUCAUCUGGAAAAGCUUCGUCGAUGCCGCGGUUUGAGCGAUAGAAUCGGUUCAUUGCCCAGGGUCAAGAUGGGCGACUCGGUAGACGACUUUUUUGAGAGGCUGGAGCAAAAGGCUGCCAACGGUACCAAUUUCGCGACAUGGUACGGCGAACUGUACUUCGAGCUGCAUCGCGGUACCUACACCACUCAAGCAAACAAUAAGCGGAACAAUCGCAAGUCCGAGUUCUUGCUUCGAGAGAUUGAGCUUUUGGCCACCCUGGCCACUAUUCGUGGCUCUGACAAGAAGUACAAGUAUCCGAAAAAGGAAAUCGACAUGAUGUGGGAGGGAACCUUGCUCUGCCAGUUCCAUGACUGCCUUCCGGGUAGCUCCAUUGAAAUGUGCUACGACGAUUCUGACAAGCUCUAUGCUGAGAUAUUUGAAACGGGGCAAAAGCUACGCAAAGAAGCUCUGGCUGCCUUAGGAGUCUGCAAGAAGCAGGCGCUAAUGGCACUUAACACGCUACCAUGGCCCCGUUCGGAAGUAGUCAAGGUUCCUGCAUCCUUGAUAGCCUCUCACGGCUCCAAGUAUGCUUUGGUUGACGGCUCGACGGGCUUGAUCCAAUGUAAACCUGUGCAGUUGAGUGCCACAAACCGAGCAAUUGUGUCCGAAGUCCAGCCUGGCGUUUUCCGUUUGCAGAAUGGCAAGCUCAAGGUCGAUAUUCAGGACGGCGUUAUCGUCUCCCUCUUUGAUGUCGAUGCCCAGAGAGAGGUGAUUCCAAAAGGUGGAAAGGCUGGGCAGCUUGUUAUUUUCGACGAUAAACCAUUGUAUUGGCAGGCUUGGGACGUGGAAGUUUUCCACUUGGAGUCACGGAAAGAGCUCAAAUCAACCAAGACUGCUAUCGCUGAGAAUGACCCCAACCGCGUCAGUGUUGUGACCGAAACCAAGAUCAGUGACAAGAGCUGGGUGAAGACAACGAUUAGUCUCUCAGCUUCUGUCUCAUCGGAUCCGUCGCUGGUCGAAUUCGAGAGCGAGAUCGAGUGGCAUGAAACGAUGAAGUUCCUCAAGGUUGAAUUCCCUGUUGAUGUGACCAACACGGAGGCUUCAUACGAAACUCAAUAUGGUAUCGUGCGACGUCCGACUCACUAUAACACAAGCUGGGAUAUGGCCAAGUUCGAGGUUUGUUGUCACAAGUGGGCUGACCUUUCGGAGUACGGCUACGGCGUCUCCAUUCUGAAUGAUUCCAAGUAUGGCUUUGCCACCUGCGGGAACCUGAUGCGACUUUCUUUGCUUCGUGCUCCCAAGGCACCAGACGCUCAUGCGGACAUGGGUCGACACCACAUCCGAUACGCCAUGCUUCCUCACUCUGGUAAUCUUGAUGUCCGCACCGUGCGAGCUGGCUACAACUUCAACCACCCCCUACUUAUCGAGCAGGGAGAUGCCGAAGCUUCAAAGUGCAAGGCCGCUUUCAGUGCUUUGUCGGUGCAAGGUAAUACAUCCAUCAUCAUGGAUGCUGUCAAACGUGGCGAAGAUGAUGAGGAUGUUUCCACGGGUGGACUUUCGACACGCCCAGGUCAGAGUAUUAUCCUGCGUGCAUAUGAGUCCAUGGGUGGUAAAGCUCGUGCCUCGAUUCAUAGCUCGCUUCCUAUCAAGCGUGUUUGGAAGUGCAAUAUUCUCGAGGACGACCAAGAAGAAUUGAAGAUUGUGAAGGCCAAGGAUACAACAGUCACUGUGGACGUUGAAUUGAGAGCGUUUGAGGUCGCAACCUAUCGUCUGCAACUUUGA